This is a messenger RNA of Rotaria sp. Silwood2, 783 nucleotides long. NCBI's taxonomy places the organism in Eukaryota, Metazoa, Rotifera, Eurotatoria, Philodinida, Philodinidae. The record is from the annotation of a GenBank genome assembly.
AUGCCUGUUCAAGGAGCUCUUGAUUUUACAUUAUUUAUAAAAAAUUUUAUCGAAUUUCCAAUGUUCCAGGUUAAACAUAAAAAUAUGGUUGACGAGUUAAAACUCCCAUGUACUUUUCAUCCAAAAGAUAAUAAAGAUUGUCCGAUAUUCACUAUUGAUUACAUAAUGAGUGAAGCUGAAAAAAAUAUUACUGAACGUAAUUUAAUGUUACGUCACGGUGGUGUUGUACGUAUUAAACUCGAUUGGGAUUGCAAUUUAGAUCGAAAGAUAAAAUUAUGUAAACCUGAAUAUUCAUUUGCUCGUCUUGAUGUACCUUUUUAUGAAAAACCGUUUUCACGUGGUUUUAAUUUUCGUUAUGCUACUUCUUGGAAAUAUGAUGACAAUUAUUUUCGUGCAUUAACAAAAGCUUAUGGUCUUCGUUUUAUAAUUGCUGUUAGUGGUAAAGCUGGAAAAUUUGAUUUCAUCACAUUAACUUUAAAUAUUGGUUCAUUAGUGGGAAUAUUUGGUUUAGCAACAUUUGUUUGUGAUAUUAUUCUACUUCAUUUAUCGAAACAAGCACGUGCUUAUCGAAAUCAUGUCUUUGAAAUUGUACACUUAAGAACACGUCUUAAUAGUGCAAUAAAAGACGUAAAAAUUCAUUUUCAAUCUAAUAAUGGAACAUAUUCAAGUUCUAUAUCAAAUGGUAAAACAGAAUUAUCAAAUGGAACAAUUGGUAAUAAUAGAAAAUCUCCAGGAAAAACAGUUGCCAUUCGUCCACUUAUUCUUAUUCGUCCAGAUCAAUGA